AUGGAGAACCUGAACAACACUGGACCUGCAGUCGUCUCAGGAUGGGUAUCCAGCCCGAAUACUAGAGGCACGAUGGACAUAAUAUGGUCCUCUUUUCUCACCAUCUUCCUCUGUACAUGGACCGCUGUAUCACUCAAUAUUCCCCAUCCGCACGACUCCAAGUACGACAUAUUUUGCAGGAAGGCGAAGUGGAUGUUCUGGGCUAUCGUGGGGCCAGAGAUCGUCCUUGCGGUAGCAAUUGGCCAAUUUGCAUCAGCUCGAAGAUCGGUGAAGCGCUUCAGAAGUCUCGGCUACAACAUAUGGACUGUCCGCCAUGCCGAAAGCACCCCAUUCCUCGUCAACAGUCGACAAUUGGCCUACUUGGUUGAAAAGGAGUACGUUCAGUUUCCGAACAUUACCGCUGAGGACAUAUGGGACAAGUCGAAGGCGGACACCCUCGCCAAGAUCAUGACGUUGGUGCAAGCUAGCUGGCUUGUUAUACAACUCCUUGGUCGUGCUGUGCUUGGCCUAUCCACUACCACGCUCGAACUUUCGGCCGGGGCCAUAUUGUUCUGCACAUUUGGUACAUUUGUUUGCUGGUCACACAAACCAACCGACGUGCAGAAAGGGAUUGUCCUCACAUGCGAAGCAACUACCGCUCAAAUAUUGAUGGAAGCCGGAGAAGCGGCAGCUGAGCCAUACAAACACACGCCCCUGGACUUCGUUGCGAAGCAGUCUUUCACCUGCGGUUACGACGUCAUGCGUUUCUUUAAUCUACGCUGCGAUAAUCCAGAGCGCCCUCUAAGACGAUUCCCGAACGACCGAUUUCCCGAUAUCUGCACGUGGGAAAAGUUCGCACUGUUUUGUAUGACUUCGGCAUACGCAGCAACGCACAUGAUUCCAUGGAAGCUCGCAUUUCCAACGCGCCAGGAAAAGAUGCUCUGGCGCAUUUCCGCGUUGAUUUUCACAUGCGUCACGGUGUUCUUUUGGGUCUUUGAAACUGUUGCUGUGCGUCAGCGAUUCGGCAGGUGGGACAAGUAUCUCAUAUGGUUAAGACUAAAGAAACCGACCGAAUGUGUCGCGGCGGAUGAAGAGGCGCCCCCAAAGCGGGUAAGGACCGUCGAUCAGCUUGAUGCUUUCGAGCGGGAACAACAAAAUGCUAAGCCGUUGCUGGUGUGGGAGGUUGGCCUGUUGCUUCCUAUCGUUGCCCUCUACGUAUUGGCUAGAGCAUACAUGAUUGUGGAAGUUUUCGUCAGUUUGAGGGAGGUACCAAAGGAGGUGUACCAAACGUUCGAGUUGGCCGAUGUCUUACCUCACUGGUAA
Messenger RNA from Westerdykella ornata, 1302 nucleotides. RefSeq lists its product as uncharacterized. The transcript is spliced from 2 exons. The record is from RefSeq and is a predicted model, not a curated record. The coding region runs from base 1 to 1302 and encodes 433 amino acids. Lineage: Eukaryota; Fungi; Ascomycota; Dothideomycetes; Pleosporales; Sporormiaceae.